Molecule: messenger RNA, 1407 nt
Organism: Photinus pyralis (common eastern firefly)
Lineage: Eukaryota; Metazoa; Arthropoda; Insecta; Coleoptera; Lampyridae
Exons: 2
Coding region: 1-1407 (468 amino acids)
Molecular function (GO): nucleic acid binding; zinc ion binding
Source: RefSeq, a predicted model, not a curated record
AUGGAUGAAGCACAGUUUCAACAAUUUAUGAAAUUGCUUAACGAAACCCAGGUAAGAUUAAUCGAUUCGUAUAAAGUACAUCAGGCAACACAAAACAUAGCGCAACAACCCAUGGGAACAAUAGUACCUUUUGAAAGUUUUGACCCAUCAAACGAAAAAUUCAACUGUUAUAUUGAACGUUACGAAAAUUAUACAGCCGUAAAAAAUCUGCAAAACGAUCAGAAAAAAGCUCAACUUCUAAAUGCUUCGAUCGGGCUUAAUCAUUAUAAUAGUUUAGCUGCAUUCAUGGGACCCGAUAACCCUAUAAAAGAGAUUGGAUAUGAAGACCUAAUGAAGAAAUUUAGGGAGAUGUUGGCGCCGCAAAGGAAACCUGUAGUGAGCCAACAUUAUUUUCUCAGCAUAGCCCAAAAAGAACAUCAAUCUAUAGCACAAUUUGUAGCCACCCUGCGUCAAUCUCUCUCUGAAUGUGAAUUUUACACUACAUUCGAAAUUAACUCUGAAUCAACACAUCGUAUGUCCUAUCACCAGCCUCGUAAAAGCCGGAAUACUUCUAAACAACGCCGAUAUCACUGUUCUCAAAACCGUCAAAGAGGAACUUCAGAAUCCAGAGGGAAUCGAAUCGAUUAUCGAGCUUUAGGUAUCGAUAACUUGUGCCUCUAUUGUGGAAGGUCAAACCAUCGCUCAAAGGACUGCAGAAUUGAAAAGAGAAGACUCAAAUGCCACUCUUGUAAGAAGAUUGGACACACAGCUAAGGUCUGCACGAUUAUGGAAAACCAGAAAAACACAUCGACUCAAUAUUUCCAGGACGAAGCUUCCAAUCAAGAAUAUGGAAUUUGCAACCUCAUCGAUCUAUUUGAGAUAUCACCUCACCAAGAUAAGUAUAUAGUUAUUGUUAAAAUUAAUGAUAAGCCACAACAAUUUGAGGUAGAUUCUGGUCCAAAAUUCACUUUGUUAGGGGAGAACGAUUACAAAACAUUAAAAUUAAAAUCCAAAAUUCAACCAACACCUACAGUAUUCCGUUCGUACUCAGAUCACGUUAUAAAACCAAAAGGAAAAGUAAUAGUAAACGUAUCAUACAAAGACAAAGUAAUUGAAAAUGAACUGUACAUUGUACCUUCUGGUUACAAACCCUUACUUGGACGAAAUUGGAUACGCAAGCUACAAAUUGACCUUAAAGAAAUCGAUAACGAAACAUCAAAUUCUCCAGAAUACGUCACAGUUGGUUCGAUCCAGACACCAGACCAAUUAUUUCAGGAGUUCGCACCAGUAUUUGAAGAAAAGAUUGGAUGCAUGCCUAAUGUGGAAAUUCAACUCCAUCUACGAGACAAUGCCUCUCCAAUUUUUACCCGAGCAAGAAACGUACCAUAUGCACUGAGAGAGAAUGUAAAUAAAGAAUUGGACAGUUAA